UUGUAGCUCUGUUAGCUUUGUCAUUAAGUUAGUUGAGCAGCGCUGUCACAGCCUGCCGGACACAGACUAAACUCUGGAUACUUGUAAUUUUGUAUGAGACCAGCCGGUGGACUAGCAAACCGUGAAUUAACAUUUUUUUGGGCGGACGAUAGCAGAGGAGAUGUGUAAUAAGCUGCAUUGGACACUAAGAACCUACCUGGCUGCCAGUCUGUCAACUGACAGCUGUCACCGCACCUAGCUGGUGAGCUAAAGGCUAACAAGUGUUUAUUUUCGGGCUUAUUUGGCUCGUUUCAGAGUUAAAACCAGCGACUUCCGCAUGGACGUUAUAUCUUACAAUCUCCUCAACAAUAUUUGACUCCGCCUGCUGUCCAAGCCAUGAGUUAGCAAAGCAAAACGUCGGCCAGCAGUGUUUUGGAUAUUUUGUGGUCCAGCUAGUUAGCUAGCAUUUAGCUUGACGCUAGCUAGCUACAUUCAUUCAAUUAUUGAAGAACUGCUACCGUGUUAACACCAGCUCCUCAGCCGUCAGGGGCCGGGGAUAGGACAACAACCAGAAUCCUCGUUAGGAUACUGACAUAUUUAGGAAUUGGCCGUGCUUUUUGUAACACCUUGAGGUCAUGAAGAAAUUUUUUGACUCUCGUCGGGAGCUGGUGAGCUCCGGGCCUGGUUCCGGAGCCGGUGGAGGAGGCGGUGGUUCCGGCGGCGGCGGCAGCUUCAUCGGACGGGUCUUCACCAUUGGACGAUAUCAAGUCACCAUCGAGGAAAUUGUCGCUGAAGGAGGUUUUGCCAUUGUUUUUUUGGUGCGGACUCAUCAAGGGCUACGUUGCGCACUAAAAAGGAUGUAUGUCAACAACGAACAUGAUCUACAGAUCUGCAAUCUUGAGAUACAGAUUAUGAGAGAUCUAGUGGGCAACAAAAACAUAGUUGGUUUCCUGGAUUCCAGCAUAACUGCAGUUGGAGCUGGGGAUGUAUGGGAAGUCCUAAUCUUAAUGGACUUUUGUCGAGGUGGACAGGUGGUAAAUCUAAUGAACCAGAGGUUACAGACAGGCUUCACUGAGGUCGAGGUGUUACAGAUCUUUUGUGACACAUGUGAAGCUGUUGCUCGUCUCCACCAGUGCAAGACUCCAAUUGUCCACAGAGACCUCAAGGUGGAAAAUAUUCUUCUCCAUGAUCGGGGACACUAUGUGCUCUGUGACUUUGGAAGUGCUACAAACCGCUUCCAAAACCCACAGACAGAGGGGGUGCCAGUCGUUGAGGAGGAAAUAAAAAAGUACACUACUCUGUCAUACCGCGCUCCAGAGAUGGUCAACCUCUAUGGUGGAAAGGUCAUCACAACAAAGGCAGACAUUUGGGCCAUGGGUUGUCUACUCUAUAAGCUGUGCUACUUCACACUUCCUUUUGGGGAGAGCCAAGUGGCAAUCUGUGACGGCAGCUUCACUAUCCCAGACAAUUCCCGCUACUCCCAGGACAUGCACUGUCUCAUCAGAUACAUGUUGGAACCUGACCCAGAUAUGAGACCAGACAUCUACCAAGUAUCCUACCUUGCCUUUAAACUGACUCGACGAGAGUGUCCAGUUCCAAAUGUAAAUAAUUCGUCCAUUCCUGCAAAACUUCCUGAGCCUAUCAGAGCCAGUGAAGCAGUGGCCAAAAAGAGUCAAACCAAAGCCAGACUCACAGACCCCGUUCCCACCACUGAAACCUCAAUAGCACCACGACAACGACCCAAGGCUGGGCAGGCUCAACCCCAGCCAAUAUCAGGCAUUCUUCCCAUCCAGCCAGCUAUGACCCCACGCAAGAGGCCCAAUGUGGCUCCUGGAACACCGCAGUCCAUAGGUGUUGGUGCCAGUGUCCCACCUUCAGCUGCAGCUGCUGUCCAACCUGCUCAGCAGGCUGUGCAACAGCCAGCUCAGACCACCAACAUGCAGCCGCAGGCUACACCACAGCAUCAGCAGCUCCUCAUGAAGCAGCAGCAAGCUUCACCCUUCUUGAUCCCACAGAGUAACCAGCAGCAGCAACAACAAACAUCUUCUCAGGCAUCUACCCUGCUGCAUUCCAAAGUUAAGCCCGUUCCUCCUGUUGUUACCCUGCAACUGCAACACCAGCAGCAGCAUGAAGUGCAUGAAACAGCAGCUCCCCAUCUGACCCCCAUCCCUGAGUCUGCUGUCAUUGGUUCUGCAGCUGACCCAGAUGUUGUGACGGCAAGCCGAGGGAUUCACAAAGUCGGCUCCCUGACACCCCCCUCAUCGCCGAAGAUGGCCCCCAAGAGUGGCCAUAGACGCAUCCUGAGCGAUGUCACUCACAGUGCCGUGUUUGGGGUCCCAGUCAGCAAGUCCACCCAGCUACUCCAGGCAGCCGCAGCUGAGGCCAGCCUCAACAAGUCCAAAUCAGCCAGUACUACUCCUUCUGGCUCCCCCUGCUCAUCCCAGCAGAGUGUCUAUCAUCAAGGUGACGGUGAUGCCCCAUCAGCCUUCUCUGCACCUAGCACUCAGCCCAGCUGGAACCCCUUUGGAGAUGAUAAUUUCUCCAAGCUGACAGCAGAGGAGCUGCUCAACAAAGACUUUGCAAAACUAGCUGAGGCUGCUGCACAAGGAGAGAAGUCCAUGGGCUCCAGUGAAAAUCUCAUUCCAGGGCUUGAUGCUUUUCCAGCUGAAAGACCUGCUGACAUCCUGGGGGCAGGUUCAGCGUUGUUGAGUGUCCAGGACCCUUUUAAUACCCUCUCCCUCUCUGACAGCCCAGCAAAGGCAGAGGUGUGUGUGGAUUCACUGAUUCCUGGUCUGGAAGCCCCCCAAGCCCAGCGACAUGCAGGCCAGCCUGAGCUCGUCUCUGCCAGCAUGCCAGACUCAGCUUUCCUCAUGUCGUGUGGGGAGAAGGGCAAUGAUGACGAGUUUGACCCUAUUCCUGUGCUCAUCUCCAAAAACUCAAAUCAAGAUGUGCAAGGGGGAAGUAAUGGCUACUCCGUGCUUGGGGAAGGACAAGAGACUGAAAUUCCAGAGGAAGAUUCUCAAACAAAUGAGGGAUGUGUUCACUCAAGUGAUGAAGAUGAGGAAAAAGAGGCCGACAAGGAAGAGCAGCAGGAAAGUGGAGACAUCGAAAGUCACGAAGUGGUCCAUGAUUGCAGCGGCUCCAGACCUCUACUGCUGGACUCUGAGGACGAAGAAGAACAAGGACCUCAGCUGGCCUUACCUUCAUCACCUACUUCCAGCAUAGUACCAACACAACCGUCUACUACCUUCCAGCAACCUGCUCCUAUUGCCUUUGCACAGAAUAAUUCCCAGCAUGCACCCGAGCCAGCAAAGGGGGCGGACAUUGCUGUAGAUGUCUUCUCAAAAGCCCCCUUUCGUGUUGUACAAGAAGAAUCAGCAGAUGUGUUUGCCAAUGCUCCAUUUCCACGCGCUCACGUUGCAGCUCAGCAGCCAUUCGAUGUAUUCUCACAGGCACCCUUUGGAAAAAGAAAGGAGUCCACAGGAGCGUACCCUGAACAAGGUGUGUUGGGACAAGUUACCCCACAACCAUUCCGCCCACAAGCUCUGGCCAAAUACUCCCGACACUUUGAGGGACCUGUACCGCAGCAGCCCGUAGCAGCUCUAAGAGUUGUGUCUAGUGUGAGCAAGCAAACUGCUGUGGGAUCAGUCCCUGUUGGACCUCUUCACUCAUGGACCUCAGAAGCGAGCACUGUGGACCCCUUCGUCUCCGCACCUUUUCACCUCAAAGCCCCACAAGAGAAGCCCUGAACAUAAAUUGAGGUCAGGGCAGCGGGUAUCAGCGCCACUGAAUUAUGCAAGCUAUUACAGGCAUACUGCAUGCUGUCAUCAACGCCUCAGCCGGACUGCAGGCCUGCAUGGAUCUCAUUCUUAACUGGCUCGAAUUAGUUCUGAUAGUGCGAGGUUAUCUUUACACUUGAAUGCUCUGUUAGAGUAAGAAAACUGACAUCAUCACCAGACUCCUUGUCACUUUUUAUUUUCUGUGUCACAUACUUUUUUACCUUCCAAAUCGUCGUUCAUCCUUUUUGGUACGAACAUCAACACAAAGACGACAUGGUGGUCAAGCAUAUGAUUGUUUUCUUGCCUACCUCAGUUUCCUUUUUUUUUUUGUCAGCACUAAAAUAUCACUCAGUGAGGGAGUUAAGAUUGUCUGCAGCUUUGGCAGUUUGAAUUGAGCUGUACUGUGAAACUAUGAUCUGAUAACGCCUCAUUGCUGUCAUUCCUCCACUGUAUUCUCAGAAAGGACUGAUUCAACUUGAAUCACAAGAUCAUGGCUUCACAGACGCUGGACAAAGGAGAAGACACUGCAUAUAGCACUAAUAUGGCGUACAAUUUAAUCAGUCACAAAUGACCCAGAUUCUCUCUUCAAUGGGAGUUUCAGAGAAAUUCACCUUUAAUUAUAUAAAACAAAACAUUAAACUGCCUUAUAAUUAUGGGCUUAAAGUCAAUAUUUUUUGGCCCUUUAGUCUGACAGUUUGCAUUUAAGCAGAUGCUGGAUAAUGAUGCAAGUAAUGUUUGAUGAUGAAAAGCCUUUUUUGUUUCAUUCCAGAUGUUUGCAUUUUUGUCAUGUGUAUAAUGUUUGUGGUCACUGUCCUGUCUCUGAUAAGAGUAGAAUAUCAGUGUUUAUUCCAUGUGGCAUACGCAACUUUAUAUAAAUGUUAGGGAUAGAAAACUCAUUAUAGUAGUUCCUAUGUUAUACACGUAUAGAAGAUUCACCUUUUUUCCUGUUUUCCAGGACAUUAUCUCUUAGGCCUUACACUCUUGCAGUACAUAACUACUCUCAUAUCAGACAGUGUCAUUUGUAUCACAUUUGCCUUUAAUUUUGCCCUCCUAAAAAAUUGCUGCAUUUAUGUACUGGUGAAGUUUGGACACUACUCCCUAUUUAUUUGAAUGAGAAAUGGUGUCCAAACUUUUUGACUGGUUUUGUACAUCAUUUUAUUGCACUUGCAUUCAGCACCAAGUACAAUCAUAUAAAACUUAUUUUCUAUCCACAGUACACAUAAGCACAAAGAUAUUCAUUCAACUCCUUAAUGCAUCUAUAUUGUAGACAUGUCUUUAAACUCCAAAUGUGUAUUAACUGUAAUUCCCACUGAUGAACAACUGAUGUAACAGCUCCUGCAACUUAAAUAAUGCUUAUCCUGUAGUCACAGUAAUAUCUACAGCACUUAUUUAUGCUUAGCAGUUCCAAUCAGGGAUUGUAAUAGUAGCAUCUUGGAAGCAGGAUCUUGAGUGGUGACUGAUUGAUGACAUUCCUUUACAAUUUAAUCCCAUCACCAUUUGGAAAUAUUUUAUUAUCUCUGUGCUUUAUAAAAUCACGGAACACUAUUUUGUUCCCACCAUGGCACUUUGAAGAAAGGGGAUCCAUCCUGUUUCAACCCAAAGUUUAAUUCACAUUUUCUUCUGUUGCAAUGUAAAAUCUUGUGUUUUUCUUUUUUGAAUUGUACAAUCUUUUUAUAAAUGCUCACUUUUCUCACCCAACUUGUAUAAAUGAAGGUUGCACAUAGUCACUGACACAGAGUCAGGGUUCUCUAAGAAUGUGUUUUGAUUGUGACACAGCUGUAAAAUGUAUUUCGACCAGUGUUGUUUAGAGAGUCCAUGGAGCAUUCAACAGCUGAUACAAUGUUGGAUUAAAAGGCACUUGAAAUACUUGUCAUGCUGCACAGC
Molecule: messenger RNA, 5642 nt
Organism: Scomber japonicus (chub mackerel)
Lineage: Eukaryota; Metazoa; Chordata; Actinopteri; Scombriformes; Scombridae
Product: AP2-associated protein kinase 1-like
Exons: 19
Coding region: 615-3728 (1037 amino acids)
Biological process (GO): protein phosphorylation
Molecular function (GO): ATP binding; protein kinase activity
Source: RefSeq, a predicted model, not a curated record